Drosophila rhopaloa is the source of this 3035-nucleotide messenger RNA. RefSeq names its product EF-hand domain-containing family member C2 (gene Efhc1.1). Gene Ontology annotation, cellular component: microtubule. NCBI's taxonomy places the organism in Eukaryota, Metazoa, Arthropoda, Insecta, Diptera, Drosophilidae. The transcript is spliced from 4 exons. The record is from RefSeq and is a predicted model, not a curated record. Gene Ontology annotation, biological process: regulation of neuron projection development. The coding region runs from base 520 to 2919 and encodes 799 amino acids.
AAACAACCGCAUUAUACCAUUGCAAAAUGAUAAAUUUCACAUUUAUUUAUAAGAAAAAAACUGUAAUUGGGUAAGCAAGCAUCAGCAUACAUCAUUUUUUCCGUAAAAGAAGCAUCUUAGAACAUGUUUAUUUUUAAUUAUUUAUAAAAUAUUUUCUGCAGCCAAAAUCAUAUUCCAAACAACAAUAGCUAUUACCAUCUCGUUGUUAAAAGACAUUUAGUUAUAAUAAUUUCCAUACGAAAAAAAUAUGAAAAGCUUCGUAAGCCUUGAAAUUAAAUGGAUAAAAAAAGUGAAAUGUCUCAAGAAUUUUUAAUACCCAUGUUUUCCUAAAAAUAAUUACAGUAUAAACAAAUUAUGUAGGUGUUGAGAAACAAGAAAAGGGGCUCAGUAGACUUUGAAAAUAAUAGAAUUCAAAUAAUAUGUUUUAGAGCUCAGUAUUUAAUUUAGAGUGUACACAAAGCUACAAAACAUUCCCAAAGAAAAUAUUUUGGAAAGAGGUUUAUUAAGAUUAAAGACACGAUGCUGCGCAUUCCCGGGAUGCCCCUCCUUCCGGGCACGCUGUUCCGCGAUGUAUCUAAGGGUCAUUAUCCAAAACCGCAAUCGCUGUCCAACUUCCAAGGACUCAGCAUGCUAAAUGAUCGCCAGCAACCUCCUCCUGCGGACUCGGGCAGCGUCACGGUGGACAUAAGCUGUCCGCCGGUUGGGGCCUCCUCCAUAUAUCCACCCCGGUCGGGUCCCCGGAUGCCUCCUUGGUUGGCUUACGACAAGAAGGUCCUGUGUUUCAACGCCUACUUCAAGCAAACUCUGCAGGAGGUCUACCAUGCACCCUACCUUGUUCGCAAGGUCAAGAUAUACUACUACCUGGAAGACGGUACCCUGGAGAUCUAUGAACCCAGAGUGGAUAACUCUGGCAUCGUGCAAGGCUGUGUGGUCCAUCGCCAGCGCGUCCAGAAGGCUCCCCCUUGUGAUAACGAGUUCAUGUCGUUAAUUGACUUAAACGUUGACCAGACAGUGCAGAUAUUCGACCGUCAAUAUCAUAUCACUAACUGUGAUCCGUUUACGCGGGAUUUUCUUAACAAACGUGGCAUUACCGUCCCCGAUCCCGUAAAAUCACCAUGCGAUCCUACCGAGACGCAAAGAAAGCGUGAGCAACAAAAACGAGGUGGUAAUUCAGGCCCGAAGAACCAUCCAUUUGCACAAUUUUUGAAAUUCGAUCGACAAAUACUAAAGUUUCAGGCUUACUGGGAUGAUCGAACUGAGUUUGGCGACGUACGAAAGUUGGAAGUGUGUUACUAUCUGGCCGACGAUACUAUAGAAAUCAAGGAACAACACAUUCGAAAUUCUGGUCGCGACGGGCCGACAGUAUUUCUUAAACGAGGACGCUUAGCUCGGGAAUUCGAAGGACUUACGCUGCCAGGUCAGAUGACGCCGAUGACGCUUCUAAAUGUCCUGGGCACCAACAUGCGCAACGUACGCUACUGCGUGGAUCCUCUGAAUACGGGCUAUAAGGAGAUCCAUUACUACAGCGAGCGUGAUCUCCAGAUCGGGAGUGUGAUAAAUGUGUACGGUCGGGCGGUGGUGAUCACCGAACUGGACCCCUUCACCCAGCAGUAUUACCGCCAGAAGUACGGCAUCCAGGAAUUCACUCCACUGGCGAUUCCCACGAGGACGGACGACUGUGCCGACCACCGGAAGGGGGAGCGCAUCCUGCCACCUUUCAACGGCUGGGGCAGCUAUGAGGACUCGGUGGGCAACUGCAUAUCCGUGGAGCCCAAGCCGCCGAGAUCGGACUUCAAGAAGUUCAUCAAGUACGAUCGCUACGUGCUGCGCUUCGGUGCCAAGAUGCUGUCGACCAUAAAGGCCAAUUGCGAGCGAAUAUUCGUGAUCAGCUACUAUCUGGCCGAUGAUACACUGCAGAUCCAGGAGAUAGCAGUGCGCAACUCCGGCUUCCUCGGCGGCGAGUUCAUGAAGCGCACCCGACUGGAGCUGCCGGGCCAGGAGAGAUUCUCCUGCAAGCAGCCGCAGUACUACAUGCCGUGGAACUUCUUCAUCGGGUCCACCAUGUCGCUGAAGGACUUCAUUUUCCACAUCGUCUCGGCCGAUGAGUACACGCUGAUGUACAUGGAGCACCAUCCGGAGCAGUUUGGCCAGGCCAACGUGCUGGUCAUCAUGGAGAAGGUUCGCUGUGGACUGAAGAGCCGCAUGGCCGAGUUUGUGGGAUCGUGUGUGCCGGACUGCAACGAUUUGGAAAACAAGCGCGAUGUCUUUGUGACGUUCGAGAGCUUUAAGGGAGCGCUGAUCGGGAUCAUUGGCAACCUGAUCAGCGACCACGAGAUCAUCACCCUGUGCCGCCACUUCUCGGCGGAGAAGAGUGCUCCGCACGCCUGUGACCGGGCCACUGUGCGGGCGGCGGCCCAUCUGGAGCUGAAGCGAGCCCUGUGGAACGCCCGCGACGACCUGAUGGAGCACUUCCACCACAUCAACCCCACCAACCAGCCGUUCCUUCCGGAGUCCAAGGUGCGCUCCGCCCUCCGGGGCUGCCGGCUCCCCUUCUCCCUCGAGCUCAUCGACAACAUCCUGUCCAUCCUGAACCGCAACGAGUGCGACGACAUCGAGGUGUGCGACCUGAUGAACUUCAUUGACGUGUCCUGCGGCAAGGGCUGCAACAUGCUGCCCGUGAACCACGCCUUCGAGCUGUGCCCGAAGAUCCCCUUCCUGAACAAGGGCCGCAUGGUGAACUUCACCUGCUUCCUGCGUGACCUGAAGCUGCCCCUCAACUUGCCAGCGGGGGGCGAAAAGAAGAACGACACCAUUGGAGAGGCCAGGAUAAUGCCGCCAUCGCUGGGAUCGGAGCCGGAGUUCCAGAAGCAUGACAACCCCCACGAGAUGGGGGAGAUGGCCGCCAAGGCACACGGUUGAAAAGUUACUAGUUGGUUUACUCUGUGAAUUAAGGUUGCACCACAUUUAGGUCGUUCCAAAUUUUUGGUUGUAAUUCAUUCCUUCAGGUUGCAAAAUAUAUUGAAAAAUCAAUCGAA